This is a messenger RNA of Trachymyrmex cornetzi, 625 nucleotides long. RefSeq lists its product as uncharacterized. The transcript is spliced from 2 exons. The coding region runs from base 38 to 616 and encodes 192 amino acids. Lineage: Eukaryota; Metazoa; Arthropoda; Insecta; Hymenoptera; Formicidae. The record is from RefSeq and is a predicted model, not a curated record.
GAACAGCUGUCAGAUCUUCGGAGAGCAGUCAAGACGAAUGGACGUGCUUCUCCGCCGAUUACACAUAUUAUCGUUACGCUACUUAUGUACUGACGAUCUCGUGGUGCCGACGUUACUGAAUAAAUGGCUUCUUAUUUCCUACUCUUUAAGCCUUGAGUCUCUUUAUUUCCAUGGCUCGGGAGCGCGCGUUACUAUCCGAGUGCAAUCUCGUGCAUCGGGCGCAACAUUUUGGGAGCUCGUCCGGGAUCAGAGGGUCUCGGAUGAUUCGUUCACCGAUCGUCACGAGAGGGAGAGCUCGAAUGCAGAGUCCGGAAGGAUCGAUAACGGCGAAGCCACGAGAUAUGGAGAUAACAGCGGAGGAGAUAACCCCGCAGAAUCAGGAGACUUCCUCGACGCAGACGGCGCAGCGUUGCAGACAAUGUUACGGGAGAUGCGACAACUGCGUGAGGAGCAGCGGCGAAAACGGGGGCGGCGUUUGCGGAGACUCAACGUCAGCAGAAUGAGCAGAUCUUCCAAUUACAAGAGAGACUGCGUCAGAUUCCUGCAAAUCAGUUUCAGAUUAUGGUCUUCGGCCUUGUACAUAGAACAUCUGGCGUGCAAGGCGCACAAUAAAUAAAAUAUCGGC